Messenger RNA from Solea solea (common sole), 2989 nucleotides. RefSeq names its product ubiquilin-4-like. Gene Ontology annotation, cellular component: cytosol. The transcript has 11 exons. The coding region runs from base 53 to 1825 and encodes 590 amino acids. Lineage: Eukaryota; Metazoa; Chordata; Actinopteri; Pleuronectiformes; Soleidae. The record is from RefSeq and is a predicted model, not a curated record. Gene Ontology annotation, molecular function: polyubiquitin modification-dependent protein binding. Gene Ontology annotation, biological process: ubiquitin-dependent protein catabolic process.
GUGACCCGGAAGCUGACGCCAGACGGUGAGCUGUUCCAUUGGUGGAGUAAAGAUGGCUGACCAAGGCGCCGCAGAUCCCGGUAAUAACAACAAUAAUAAAACCGAAGCCUCGGAGGGAACUAUUAUUAAGGUCACAGUGAAAACACCAAAAGACAAAGAAGAAAUCCCCAUUCCAGAGGAUGCCUCUGUCACUCAGUUCAAAGAAGAGAUCUCAAAGCGGUUUAAAGCCAAACAAGACCAAUUGGUUCUGAUUUUCGCAGGGAAGAUCCUAAAGGAUGGAGACAGCCUCAGCCAGCAUGGCAUCAAGGAUGGCCUAACAGUACAUCUUGUCAUAAAGACAGCACACAAGGCAGGAGAAAGCAGUAGCACCCCAGCCUCCAGCUCAGCCUCCACUCAAGCUGCCAGUUCAUCCACCUCUAGUCCAGCAACCAACCCCCCUCCCACAGCAGCUUCUACUGGUUCUGCUCCACCACCGACACAGACACCCAACAUCUUGACUGGCUUUGGCGACCUGGCGAAUCUGGCAGGAAUGGGCAUGGGCUCAGGGAACUUCAUGGAAUUGCAGCAGCAGAUGCAGAGGCAGCUCAUGUCCAAUCCAGAGAUGCUUGCUCAGAUCAUGGAGAACCCGCUGGUGCAGAAUAUGAUGUCCAACCCAGAUCUGAUGAGGCAAAUGAUCAUGGCAAAUCCUCAGAUGCAGACACUGAUGGAACGCAACCCCGAGAUUUCCCACAUGCUCAACAACCCAGAGCUCAUGAGACAGACCAUGGAGCUGGCCAGGAACCCAUCCAUGAUGCAGGAAAUGAUGCGGAACCAGGACCGGGUUUUGAGCAACUUGGAGAGCAUCCCAGGAGGUUACAAUGCCUUGAGGAGGAUGUACACAGAUAUUCAGGAACCCAUGUUUAGUGCUGCCAGGGAACAGUUUGGUAGCAACCCGUUCUCAGCUCUAGGUGGCGGCUCCGAGUCUGGUGCCCAGCCGUCCCGGACAGAGAACCGGGAGCCUCUGCCCAAUCCAUGGGCCCCAGCAAAUUCUUCUACCCAUCCUGGGAGUGGAGACAACACCACAGGAGGCACCAGCACCACAGGGGGCACCAACCCCAGUGUGUCCAACCCACUGGGCAUCAGUUCAGGAAGUCUAGGCAACGGCAUGUUCAACAGCCCAGGUAUGCAGAGUCUACUGCAGCAGAUCUCAGAAAACCCUCAGCUGAUGCAGAACAUGCUCUCUGCUCCCUACAUGCGCAGUAUGAUGCAGUCACUGGCCCAAAACCCAGAGUUGGCCUCCCAGGUUCUGAUGAAUAACCCCUUGUUUGCUGGAAACCCACAGUUGCAGGAACAGUUCAGGUCUCAGCUCCCCGUCUUUCUGCAGCAGAUGCAGAAUCCUGAAGCCCUGUCAGUGAUGACCAACCCCAGAGCCAUGCAAGCUCUAAUGCAGAUUCAGCAAGGCCUACAGACACUGCAGACAGAAGCACCGGGCCUCAUGCCAAGUUUCAUGCCAGGUGGAAUUCCUGGCAUACCGACAGGAGGAGCCGUGCCCGCAGAGAACCCGGCCCCCUCUCCCAGCACUGCAGGAGCAAGCCCCGCCCAGCAGCAGCUGAUGCAACAGAUGCUCCAGAUGUUUGCAGGAGGAGGAGGAGGAGGAGUAGGAGGAGGAGGAGGAGUAGGAGGAAGUCCAACGACCCAGGCCCCUGAGGUGAUGUUCCAGUCCCAGCUGGACCAGCUGAACGCCAUGGGCUUCAUCAACCGCGAGGCCAACCUGCAGGCCCUCAUCGCUACUGGGGGAGACAUAAAUGCCGCUAUAGAGAGACUGCUGGGCUCACAGCCCUCGUAAUCGCAUACAGUACACACUGACACACAACCACAUGCAUACAUACUUAAUUCAUACACACACACUCAGCAUAUUCACAGAACUGAGACAUAACUGGUUCAGAGAAAAGGAAUAAAAACGUCGGCUGGCAAGGAAAUCACAACAGUUUCUUAAUUCAUUGAUAUGUUUGUGCAAGACCGGAGAAUACAUAUUAAUCCCAUGUGAUGUGAUCGGCUGUUGGCUCCUUUUCAUACAUGGUCAUCAUAAGACAGUUUGUUUGCAUUUUCCUAGCAAAUCAAUACAUGAAGAUAUGUUGAACAGACGGAGCUUAACGGGAAUCUUGCCCAGGCGUUCAGUCCCAUUCCUUGCUCUUUCCAUGUUCUUGAGAUUCUACAUAACUUACUGUUUAGCCCAACAGUUUUUACUAUUUAUUGCAAAAGCUUCAGGAAAUAUGCCCUACAUUCAACCUUAAACUUGUGAUUUGUCAUUCUGGAUAAACGUGCCCAAACCUCUGGUGCACAGUGUUUUUAUUUCUUCUUUUUUUUUUCUUUCCGAGGCACCACUGCUGUGCCUUCUGUCCAUCCAUGACGUGUCAGAGCAUAGUCAGCAAACCACACACGCGCACACACACACCCUCACUUGAUGAUUUAAUAAUGAAACGUCAAUGAAUUCCCCACAGCGCCAUCUAAAUCUGUGAUCAUACUCAAACAUCACUUUACUGCAGCUCUGAAGCAGAAGACACAGGUAGAAUGAAUACGAAUGGAAAAAUCUUUCUUUCAUUUUAAUCUGAUUCUUUGUUUUAUUUUUAUUUUAUUUUUGUAUCUCUUUUCGGUGCAGUUUGUACCUAGAGAUAACGAUUAAGAUUUGUGUGACAUUAAAUAAACAUGGAAAUCAAGAGAAUAAUAAAAAAAAAAGAAGAAAAUGGUGGAAAGGCUUUACAAAAAAUUCUGUUCCGGUUGCAGUUGCACCAUGUGUUUCUAAAUCAAAUUCUAGUUUGUCAUUUUUUUUUUCUUUAGAAAAUCCCAGCAUUGUAGUUGUGGUAACCUUGGCAACUGCUGCGAUAGCUUUGCUUUGUCUGUUGACCUCAGCUGAAAAAAAAACCAACAAAAAACAAAGUCUCCCAGUCAAACAUGUUGGAACUAACUUUUAACAGUACUGUACUAAAAAAAUAAAACAUGGUCAAAAACA